GUUGGGAUCGGAGCUCCACACACAGAGCGAGAGAGACAGACAAGCGGGGCCGAAGAAGAGGCACCCAAACUGGGAUAGACAUUUCCGGACCAUUCGCUUGCUUUCCGAAGAACAUUUAACUCGCUCCCGACAUAAGGCGGUUCUUUUUUGCCUGGUUUACGCGGCGAGGGUGACUUUGUCUACAUGUCCAUUUAACUUUUGGAAGAAUAUUUUGGAUUUGGUCACAAACUCAAGCGGGUCACUUUGGGUCCCGAAUGAAGCAAAGUUCGGAAUUGGCGGCGUGACGCUCGGUAAAUGUUGCGACAUUUUCCCAGAGAGUAGCCCGCCUGCUUCGGUGGUCGAGCGGCGGAGCAGCAGCGUCAGUAGUAGGAGGAGGAGGAGGAGGUUUGAAGAGGGAAAAAGAGCCGAGCUGUCAAAGCAGAUGACGACGGCAAACUGCCCCGGUAAUGAGGAGCUGGACUUCCGACUCAUCUUCGGGGAGGACGGCCAGCAGCAGCCGUUAGGCCCCGUAGAUCUGGAGCCUGACGACAACACAUCUUUCUACAUCUUAAACGUAGGCCAGCCCCAGUCAGUGGUCUCAAACCACCAGUCCAUUGACCUUCCCCGCCAUGGCAUGCAGUCGCACUCCCCAAUCAUCAGCACUUCCCCUCGCCUUCAGUCACACAAACACGGAUCAGUGCCACGGAGUUAUGAGCCUCAAGACUCAAAGUACGGCACCUCCCCCUUGCUCCCUUCAGCUCCGGUGGAGGCACCUAAAGCCUUUGAGUGCCCCAGUAUUCAGAUCACCUCCAUCUCCCCUGGCUGCCAGCAGGAGAUGGACGCCAAUGAACAAGAUCUGAGAGCAAAUGGCCCUGAUGGGGACUACCACAGUGAUAGGCCCCUGUCCAGAGACCACCUUUAUUUGCCCCUUGAUCAUUCAUACCGGGACUCCUCUCUAAGCCCUAGCCCAUGCAGCAGCCUCUCGUCUCGGAGCUGGUUUUCUGAUGCCUCCUCAUGUGAGUCUUUUUCGCACGUGUAUGACGAUGUUGAGUCAGAGCUUAACGAAGCAGCAGCUCGCUUCACCCUGGGCUCCCCGCUGACGUCCCGAGGCUGCACCUCACCUCAGGCUGCCGUUGGGAAUCUGGAGGAGUCGUCCCAGUGGCAGCACCAUCACCCCUCUUUUGUUCACCACUCCCACUCCAUAAAUCUGUCACCUCGACAGUCCCCCUGCCACUCACCACGCACUAGUGUCACUGACGAGAACUGGCUUAGUCCACGGCCGCCAUCUAGGCCAUCCUCGCGUCCCACCUCACCCUGCGGGAAGAGGCGCCACUCCAGCGCGGACAUCUGUUUCCCUGGCUCGGUGUCUCCACAUCACUCACCUUCACCCACGCCAGGACCUUCCCCUAGGGGCAGCGUGACAGAGGACACCUGGGCGAGCAGUCCAUCUGUAGGCAUGUCGCCUUUCCAGUGCUGUCAAUCUGAGGCCGACAUCCCACUAAAGACAAGAAAGACCUCACAGGACAGAACAGCCAUGCAGACAGCAAAAGGAGAAAUGGGGAUAGAUGACCAAGGAAAUAUGUCUCCAAAUCUAGACUCCCCCUCAGAAGAGGCCCUGCACAGCCUGAAAAAGGACGGGCCUGGGGAGCAGUUUCUCUCGGUGCCCUCACAUUUUUCAUGGAAUAAACCCAAGCCUGGACAUACGCCUAUAUUCAGGACAUCCUCACUUCCCCCCCUAGACUGGCCCCUGACAAGUCAGUUUGGCCAGUAUGAGCUGAAGAUAGAGGUGCAACCCAAAGCCCACCACCGAGCGCACUACGAGACCGAGGGCAGCAGAGGAGCCAUCAAAGCAGCUUCGAGUGGCCACCCCAUUGUCAAGCUGCUUGGCUACAGCGAGAAGCCCGUCAACCUCCAGAUGUUCAUUGGAACGGCAGACGACCGUUACUUGAGGCCACAUGCCUUUUACCAAGUGCACCGCAUCACUGGGAAAACGGUGGCCACGGCCAGCCAGGAGAUCGUCAUCUCCAGCACCAAAGUUCUUGAAAUUCCUCUCCUGCCUGAAAACAACAUGUCAGCCAGUAUUGACUGUGCCGGCAUCCUCAAGCUACGCAACUCAGACAUUGAACUACGGAAAGGUGAGACGGACAUAGGAAGAAAGAACACACGAGUACGCGUGGUGUUUCGAGUUCACAUCCCUCAACCAAACGGGAAGGUGCUGUCGUUGCAGGCUCAGUCCAUUCCUGUGGAGUGCUCCCAGCGUUCAGCUCAAGAGCUUCCCCAGGUUGAAAAGUCCAGCCUGACCAGCUGUCUGGUCAGCGGGGGAGAAGAGAUGGCUAUAACCGGGAGCAACUUCUUCCCAGAGUCCAAGGUCAUCUUCCUGGAGAAAGGCCCUGACGGACGGCCGCAGUGGGAAGUGGAGGCCAAAAUUGUACGAGAGAAAACUCAAGGAUCAUGCAUUGUGGUAGAAGUUCCUCCUUACCACAGUAAGACAGUCGGCUCAGCGGUGCAGGUGCAGUUUUAUGUCUGCAAUGGUAAACGGAAAAGGAGCCAAUCACAACGCUUCACUUACCUUUCAGUGAUGGUGAAACAGGAGCACCGAGAUGAGUUGGACCAUCCCCCUGUACUCCCCAUGUCCAUGCCCCUGGCACAUGCUGCCAGUCUGGUUCGCGCUCAGCUGCCUUCUCCUGAUCAGGGCCACCCAUCAGAUAACCUUCUGUCCACCUCCCCACAUGGCCUGGGCUCAGGCUCCAGACCUGUCCUGCUCCCCCUACAGGCUACCUGCCCCUCCUUGGGCUCCCCGUCCUUCCAGCACCUGCCUCACCUCCAGGGUCGCAGUUUGCACCACCCCCCCGCGGACUGCCACAUGACGUUCCAUCCGAGCUCCUCCCCUGUCCCCCUCCCUGCCUCAGCCUCCCGACCCUCGUACCAGACCAUGCAGCGUGGCCAGAGUCACGCUCACAGCCUGUCCUUCAAUGGCCAAUCCAGCCUGUCUCCUCAGAGCUAUGAGAGGAUGCCCUUUCAGCAAUGCCCCAUUUCCCCGUCCCACCCCAUGGGCAUGGGGAUGGUGUACUCCAACUCCCCUUGCUCCUCCCCGUCUACACCUGUGUCUUCAGCCGCAAACUCCAUUGUGGGUUCUCCGCAGAGCCAGCAACCCUUGCUUUCCCCCUCGUCCCAACAUCUUCACAACCUCGGAGGCUACCACUGCUCUCCCACACAGGUGCCCUCUCCUAGUAGCCACCCGCUACAUCUGCAGAGAGCAAUGGGCUACCACCCAGUAAGUCAACGUUCGGCCUCCUGCCCCACGCCGUCCACAGCCCCUCCUCCGCAUAUGAUCCCAUCCCCCCAAUCUGGGCCGUCGUCCCCUCAGCUCCACUCCAUGCCCUACCAGUCUCCUACCUCCUCUUCUCCAACAUCAGGUAGCAGCCCCCUGGGUCCCAUGCAGCAUCCACAUUCAGGACAGCCUUCACCUCAGGCUGCGAGCCCAGUCAUGGCCAGCUUGUCCCCGACGGCUGCUGGGCCCUUGGUUCACCCCCUGAGCCCCCAGGGGCCCUUCAACUCAGAAGGGGAGAGGUUGAACAUCAAACAGGAGCCGGAAGAGAGAGAGCCCACCUUCCGCUCUAUUGGCUUGCAAGACAUCACGCUUGAUGACGUGAACGAGAUCAUCGGCCGUGACAUGUCGCAGACCCCCAGCACUCACGGCCCCGCCCAGACCGCACACAGCCAGUCCUAGCCGUGGACCAGCCAGGUCCCGCUGGUGGACGCGAUGGGUCAUGAGGUCAUGAAGCGGCUUCAAGGUGCGCCAGUCAGCCGGGCUGAUGAGAAGUCCAACAAGAUCGGCGGACUUCAUUUCCCACAAUGCAAGGCAAACAUCAGCAAGAUAAGACUUGUCACCAAAAUCUGAACCGUCCUGCUUUCGUCACAAACUCCUGUGAAAUUUACACUCAUUUAAAAAAUUUUUUUUUUUUUACUGCUGGAAUUAUCGACACCCAACCUGCAACAUUCCACAACUAACGUAAGUCUCUGGAUUUCAUGUCCCUUCAUUACACCCCAUAAUAACUGCCUUAUUACUAUUAUUAUUAUUAUGAGCAUGUAGCAGCCCCCCCCCCCGGCUUCUCUUCUCCGUGCAAUAUUGCAGGAAUCCCCAAACAUCCCUGCCUGCUGUGCCUUAUCGAUAUUAACUUUGUCCAAGUAUUUUUAUACCUUUUCAUAAGCUACUCCAAAAAUAUUAAUAAUAAUAAAACAACAGACAACAUGAAGGAUGUGACAGAAUCUUCAUCAAAAAUAAAACAACCUUUUAAAAAGUAUUCUUUAGCGUUGACACGACUUUGACUUAUUUGGUAGAAGACACUGUCCUCUAUAGAAAUGUCAGAUUCAUAUUUAUGCAUUUCUUAUUCACAAAUAUGAAUAUUAGUUACAGUAUGAAAUGUGAAAUUUAUGAGAAAACAAUUUUCAUUUUGCAAGAAUAAAAUGCAGUCACAAUACUACAAGAUUAAACAUUUUGCCAGAAUUAAUUUAAAAUGUUAUAAAAUUGUAUUUGUUUUGAUUUGGAAUAUUAUAAAAUAUGUUUGAAAAAUAUAUAUAUUAAAUAGAAUAUCUACACACAUUACAUCAUGAGGAAGAAAAUAUUUAGUGGGAAUAUACAUGAUCAACAUUCUACAAACAAUUAGGAAUAUCAUGUCAAAUAAGUUAAAUGUUACAUGAUGAGGAAUUUAUAAAUAUAUAGUAAGAAUAUAACAAAACAUAUUUUAAUAAAAUAUGAAAAUAAAAUUAAAAUGUUAUAAGAUUAAAGUCUUGAUAUUUUUAAGAAUAUUACAAAAUAUAAAGAGUUAAUAUUGUUUUAAAGUUGUAAUUUUGCAUACACAUAAAAACAACCAAAGUAUAAUGAAAAUAAAAUAAUUUAGCAAAAGAAGUGUAAUAUUUUGUGUGACUAAAUCAUCCAUCCAAGUCAAUAUGAGAAUAAUUUGGCAUUAGAUAUUUGAUCAUUUUGACUUGGAAUAUCAUGAGAAUCAGUGGUGUUUGAAUAUAACGUGAAUAGAGUUGAAAAAUUACAACAAAGUCAUCAUUUUAGCUAUUUUGCAAAAUUAUGAGCAUAAAAUAAAAAUUUUACAAGAAUAAUAAUCUGUGAAUAAAGUAUUUACAUGUGGACAAAAAAAACGUGGGGACAAAAAGGCCAAUUAUGAGAAAAGACACAAUUAUGUGAGGAGAGUCAAAAUGUUAAAAUAUUUGUAAAACUUUGGACUUUUGAUUUUAAAUAAGUCAUAAAGUUUUGAGAAUAAGUUGUGAUCUUCCAAUAAUAAAAUACUCUAUAGUUAUAUUUCGGGAUUAAAGUUGAAAUAUGACAACAACACACUUGAAAUAUAGAUAUUAUUUUUAGAAAAUAUUUAUAAAGUUAUGAGAAUGAAAUAUUUUAACAGAAUAAAAUCUUAAUAUUCCAUAAAUAAAGUUUAAAUAUAACAUUAACAUGUUUGAAAGAAAAGAAAAAAAAUCAUGUAAGUAUUACGUGAAAAUAGUUGAUUGGUUGAAAUAUGACAAUAUUUUUUGGGAAAACCAAAAAAUAUAUAAUUGACUUUUCACAAGUUCUAACUUUUUAUUGUCGAAAAAUGUUCACCUAUUUUAUGAAAUAUAUAUAUUUUUUUUAAUUCUUAAAAAAUCACAACUUUAUUCUCAUAGUUUUAUUCCAAAAAUCCUAAUGUACAUAACAUUAAGAUUUUAUACUUUUAAAAGGAUGUUAUCCUCAUAAAUUUAAAUAUAUUAUAAUUUAAAUUAUGUAAAAAAAAUUUUUUAAAUUCCCCCUUAAAUCUGUUGUCAUAUUUCCACUCAAUUCACUGACGACUCCCACAGUAUUUUAUUCAUGCAAAAUCACAUAUUCUCACUUAAUGACGUCCUCAUACGUUCAAAGUUGGGAUAUUUGAACAAGGAAAACAUUUUUAAUUGCGUGAAUACAUUUUAAAAAAGAAAAUUACCCUUUUAGAAGAGAAAAAAAAUAUUUAUAAAACAAAAAAAUGUCAAACAUAAAAUUUUGACGAUUUUUCUUGACUUUGCCACUGGAGUGGUGAUAUAUAAGUAUUCAAAAGAUGAUAGACUGACUGUAUUUCAGUACUGCAUUAAUAACAGUGUCUUCUAUGAUUUAAGUUUAUUUCAUGUGACAAUUGAGGCUUUUUAAUGCCAUCAAAACGGCAAUAAAUAUUUUACCGUCGUCCUUUUUCCUGCCUUAAGAUGAUGAAGCUUCUAUGCAUUCACCUUCAGCCUAAUGCCUUGACACACUUUACGCGCUGUAGUGGAACACACACUUAAGCGGGUUCUAGUACACUCCCUCACUUAAGUGUGUGUGUGUACACCAAAUGUAGACACACUCCUUUGAAGCACAUUCAUUCUGGCUAUGCAAACUCACAACACGAAAAAAGAAGUUGAAUAAAACAAAAUUUAAGAUGCCUUAACUCGACAGUUGUGUGCUGUUUUUGGGCAGGACAAAGUUUUGGCUGUUGCUUUUUCUUGAGCUUAAGGGUCAACUGUAAAAAGAGAACACCAGCGUCGUCUUCUGACAUCAACCAAAGAGCGAACAAUAAAUCCAGCGUGUUGUCGUGUAUGACGAAAUAAAAAGUCAAUUCUAUUUUUGAUACUUUUUCAAAUGGAUGUCAUUCCUAAUAAAAUGUAAAGUGCAAGAGUGAAAGUGAUAGAAAUAAAUGUUACGACAAGAACCCAAAUGACACGUAGAGGAAAUGUCGACGGCCUUUCUCUGUUUUCCUUUCAUGUGUUUCUCGUCUGUAUAUGAACUCUUUUGUAAAGAACUCAAAGGGAAAUGCAGGUUUAGUUGUUGACGUUUACCAAACCUUGUAUUGUUUUCACAUCUAUUGUACAUUUGCUUUUUUUGUAAUUUUUAAAGACUGCAGUGCUUUUGGACAUUUCUUCAAAGGGAAUAAUAAACUUGCAUCAUGCUGUAGUUUCCAAAGUAGUGACUAUUAAUAAAAUGC
This is a messenger RNA of Entelurus aequoreus (snake pipefish), 6950 nucleotides long. It is a transcript of the gene nfatc3a, whose product is annotated as nuclear factor of activated T cells 3a. The coding region runs from base 422 to 3709 and encodes 1095 amino acids. The record is from RefSeq and is a predicted model, not a curated record. Lineage: Eukaryota; Metazoa; Chordata; Actinopteri; Syngnathiformes; Syngnathidae. The transcript is spliced from 10 exons. Gene Ontology annotation, molecular function: DNA-binding transcription factor activity, RNA polymerase II-specific; transcription factor binding; RNA polymerase II cis-regulatory region sequence-specific DNA binding. Gene Ontology annotation, cellular component: transcription regulator complex. Gene Ontology annotation, biological process: calcineurin-NFAT signaling cascade; cytokine production; regulation of transcription by RNA polymerase II.